Penicillium manginii is the source of this 1116-nucleotide messenger RNA. Its product is annotated as KRR1 small subunit processome component. The transcript has 2 exons. Gene Ontology annotation, cellular component: nucleolus; small-subunit processome. Gene Ontology annotation, molecular function: RNA binding. Lineage: Eukaryota; Fungi; Ascomycota; Eurotiomycetes; Eurotiales; Aspergillaceae. Bases 1 to 1116 code for a protein of 371 amino acids. The record is from RefSeq and is a predicted model, not a curated record.
AUGCCUUCCACAUACAAUAAGGAAAAGGCAUGGGAUACGGAGGAUAUCGAUAAGUGGAAGAUCGACGAGUUCAAGCCCGAGGACAAUGUCGCCGGAAACUUCGCCGAAGAGUCCUCCUUUGUCAUCCUCUUUCCCAAAUACAGAGAGAGCUACUUGAAGGAAGCAUGGCCGACGAUCACAAAGGCCCUGAAGAAGCAGGGCAUCGCCUGCACACUCGAUUUGGUGGAGGGAAGCAUGGCCGUGAAGACGACCCGCAAGACCUACGACCCAGCCUCGAUCCUGAAAGCGCGCGACCUGAUCAAGCUACUCUCGCGUAGCGUCCCCGUCACACAAGCCAUCAAGAUCCUCCAAGACGACAUGGCCUGCGACAUCAUCAAGAUCCGCAACCAAGUGCAGAACAAAGAGCGAUUCGUCAAGCGCCGCCAGCGAAUCCUCGGCCCCAACGGCUCAACCCUCAAAGCCCUCGAACUCCUCACCGCCACCUACAUCAUGGUCCAGGGUAAUACCGUCUCCGUGAUGGGCCCGUUCAAGGGCCUCAAGGAAAUCCGCCGCAUCAUCGACGACUGCAUGGCGAACAUUCACCCCAUCUACCACAUCAAGGAGCUAAUGAUCAAGCGCGAAUUGGCCAAGGACCCGACCCUAGCCAACGAGUCUUGGGACCGAUUCCUGCCCAACUUCAAGAAGCGCACCCUCUCCAAGCGCCGCGUUCCCUUCCAGGUUACCGACAAGUCGAAGAAGGUGUACACGCCUUUCCCGCCCGCGCCCGAGAAGUCCAAGGUCGAUCUCCAGAUCGAGUCUGGCGAGUACUUCCUUUCCAAGGAAGCCAAGGAUCGCGCGCAGAAGGAGGAGGUUGUCGAGCGCCAACGUCUGAAGCGCGACGAGAAGAUGCGCGAGCGCGAGAAGGAUUUUAUUGCGCCCGAGGAGACUCUUCCUGCCGAUGUCGAGGGCAAGAAGAAGGAGAAGAAGGACAAAAAGGAGAAGAAAGAGAAGAAGGAGAAGAAGGAGAAGCGCAAGCGCGAUUCAGAGGAUGCAGACGUGGACGAUGCUGCCGAGCGCAAGGAGAAGAAGAAGAAGAAGAAGAGCAAGUCCAAGGAGGCUGCUUCCGACGAGGAAUAA